AUGCGAUUUAUUAAGGAGCAUUCCGACCUACCAGUGCCUCGAGUUUUUGCUUAUGAAGUUGACGAUAAAAAUCUGGUGGGCGCCGCUUUUAUACUGAUGGAACUAUUACCUGGCAGUGUGGCUAUGGAUGCCUUGGGCGGCUAUGAGGUCCAUCGCGGUGUGAUUCCCAGAAAAUACCGGGAAAACUUUUACCGCUCUGUCGCGAAGUGUCAUGUUCAGUUGACAUCGUUACGUCUUCCAAAAAUUGGGACGAUUGUCCGGAACUGCGAGGGUGGAUACGAUUGUGGCCCCUUGCCAGGAAUUGGCGGUCCGUUCGACACAGCAACUGCAUUUUUCGAGGCGUGGGCGGACAGCGUCAAGUUUAAGUGGGAUAAAGAAAGAAUCAUGAAUAUGAUGCAGCGAGGUCCGAUCCCGGGGGAAAAGAUGGUCGAGAUCAUCGAGAACUUCCCAUCACAGCUGAAAGCAAUGGCUAGCCGACUGUCCACGUGUAACGAAGGACCAUUCCCUCUGACCCAUGAUGACUUUCUCCAUAGUAACAUCAUGGUAGAUGAGGGUAGCUUUGAUGUAACGGGAAUUAUAGACUGGGAAGGAGCAUGCACCGUUCCCUGUGAGCUCGUCGCAUUCCCAGAUUUCCUUACAGCUAUGCCAGUGUCCUUCGAUCUGCCUCAGAAAUAUGAUCGGCAUGGACAGCCGUUGGAUGAAGAAUUACAAGAAGUUUGGCGUGAGCGAGGGGACUAUAUCGAAAUGGUAAGGUCAAUGGAGCAUGCGGAUAGCCUGCUCUCAACUUGCCUCAGCAGCAAGAAGAUCCAGGCUAUAGCUUAUUCAUAUGGUGCGUAUACUAGUGUUGGAAAGCUGGGCUUUUAUGAUCGAGUUAUAAAAGAACUAGACGUUCUGGGAUAA
Molecule: messenger RNA, 900 nt
Organism: Talaromyces rugulosus
Lineage: Eukaryota; Fungi; Ascomycota; Eurotiomycetes; Eurotiales; Trichocomaceae
Exons: 2
Coding region: 1-900 (299 amino acids)
Source: RefSeq, a predicted model, not a curated record